Molecule: messenger RNA, 8594 nt
Organism: Salvelinus fontinalis (brook trout)
Lineage: Eukaryota; Metazoa; Chordata; Actinopteri; Salmoniformes; Salmonidae
Gene: frmd3
Product: FERM domain containing 3
Exons: 15
Coding region: 363-2240 (625 amino acids)
Cellular component (GO): cytoskeleton
Molecular function (GO): cytoskeletal protein binding
Source: RefSeq, a predicted model, not a curated record
GAUUCUAACACCAUGCCAAUUGUUAUGUGCCAACUAUAGGCUUAAUCAUUAGAGAUUAUUCUCAUAAAUAUAUUAGGCCUGUUACACCUCCUGUGAGUGAUCUCAUGGUACACCUGUUUGAUUAUUUAUUGGACAAAACUGUACCCAAAAGUGGCAUAUCGCGAAAGAGCGAAUUGACAGAGUAGCGCGCAUCUUGUUACUGACAUCAGAGAGAGAGAGAAGGCAGACCGGUCCCUUCUUGCAGGCGACAGAUGCAGCCUCUCCCACCUCGCCAGUCUCUUGCAUCCAUUCCUACGCUGAACGCGUCACUGCCAGUAAAAGCGUUUGUUUGAUAUGUGGAACAGGCAAAUCAGGGCAGAAGAAUGAAAAUGCUUCGGUUUCGUAGUCCAAGCCUCCGCUCUCUGGAUCAAGAGAUCCAGGUCACGAUUCGGUUACUGGAUGACUCGGAGAUCUCGUGCAGCAUCCAGAGAGAAACCAAGGGCCAGUUCCUGGUGGAUCAUGUGUGUAACCAUUACAGCCUCCUGGAGAAGGACUACUUUGGCAUCAGAUAUGUCGACCCAGAGAAACAGAGGCACUGGCUGGAGCCCAAUAAACCCAUAGUGAAGCAGAUGAAGUCUCAGCAGCCCUACACAAUGUGCUUCCGGGUCAAAUUCUACCCUCACGAGCCAAUGAAGAUCAAAGAGGAGCUCACCAGGUAUCUACUCUAUCUGCAGCUGAAGAGGGACGUCUACCACGGUCGUCUCUUGUGCCCCUUCGCUGACGCAGCCUACCUGGGGGCCUGUAUCGUACAGGCUGAACUAGGGGACUAUGACCAAGACGAACACCCGCCAGACUACAUCCAAGACUUCAAACUGUUCCCCAAGCAGUCGCUUAAACUGGAGAGGAAGAUCAUCGAUAUUCACAAGAACGAGCUAAGGGGGCAGUGUUCUGCUCUGGCCGAGCUUCAUCUCCUCCAGAGGGCACACAACCUGGAGACAUACGGAGUGGACCCUCACCCCUGCAAGGACUUCACAGGAUCCACAGCCUUCCUGGGAUUUACUGCCACGGGGUUUGUGGUGUUCCAGGGAAACAAGAGAAUCCACCUGCUCAAAUGGGCUGAUGUCAACAAACUGAAGUUUGAGGGGAAAACAUUCUAUGUCAUUGGAAUUCAGAAAGAGAUCUCUCUCACGGGCAGGAUGCACUGUAACAUGAAGAAACUGGUGCUGACGUUCCACACCUCUACCCCAGCAGCGUGUAAACAUUUGUGGAAGUGUGGGGUGGAGAACCAAGCAUUUUACAAAUGUGCAAAGUCAAGCCAGAUCAAGACUGUGUCCAGCAGUAAUAUUUUCUUCAAGGGAAGCAGGUUUCGGUACAGUGGAAGAGUUGCAAAAGAAGUCAUCGAAGCCAGCUCCAAGAUCCAGAGAGAGCCACCGGAGGUGCAUAGGUUACACUUUGGGCAGAGCAGAAGCUUCAACUCACUGAGCCACAAAAACCUGAUCAUAAACAUGGAGCCUCUUGUCCCAGCACUGCCCUCCACCAAUGAGUAUGAAGAGACCUCGGCAGACAAUGGACUACUGGCUCUGAAGGACUCUGUUCACUUGUCUCCCCUGAAGCCAUCUACCACCCCCACGGAACGAGAGCUAGAGUGGCUGGAGGGCUCUGCUCUGGGGCAGCGCAAGGAGGAGGCCCCUACCAGGGCUGGGGGGGAGGCAGAUGGACAGGAAGAGGAUGAGGAGGAAGAGGAGGAAGAGGAGACGAGUGGAGUCCUGACCAUCUCUGAGUUGGUGUACAACCCCUGUGCCAGCAUGCUGCCCACGCCGGUGGACGACGGCCAGGGAGGGGUUGACCUGCUGUUCCAGAGCCCCAUCCAGAGCCCUGCUCGCCUGCUGAGAGAGCUACAUGCUGACCCUGACAUCCAGGCCCAGCUGGUGGCCGAGAGGGUGCGUGACCGUGCCUUCGAGCGUGCACGUGUGGUGGGGAGGAGCAUGCUAGGUAGCGGGCUUCGCCUCCUGACGAGGAAUGAGCGGGUGAACACGUGGGUGCUGAGCGCGGUCCGCCUCAUCGCCAUGGUGGUAGGGGUGCUGCUGGUUACCGUACCGAUGAUGCUGCUGCUGCUGGAGUCGGACAUAGACGUGUCGUUUUUGCACGAGAUCAGGCAGACACCGGAGUUUGAGCAGUUCCACUACGAGUACUACUGCCCGCUGCGCCGCUGGAUCCUCUGUAAGAUCAGCAUGGCCAUGGAGAGGCUGGGAUGGGACUGAAGAGGAGAGGAGACACACGAGUGGAAAGAGAAAUGGAGGAGUAGGAAGAGAAGGGAAGUUGAGGGAGGGUUGCUUUCACUCUGUACCAUGUUUCUGUCUGCUCGCUCCUGAUGCUGACAAGCUGAUGGGUAUUGGUUGUGAUUGGACAGUGAUUUUCUAGUAGGUACAAGAAAAAUAUGUCUCUGGAGCUCAUUUGAUUGACUCUUCUCUUCAUAACAGAGUCAGUGAUUGAUCCCAGACACUGUCAGUAAUGGCGGAGUGGGCUGGAUAGAGAGAGAACAUAGAUCUGAGAGCAACCCUGUAUCACUGGCAACAUAACAGCUACAGCCUAUAGAUAGAUACACUACAUGACCAAAAGUAUGUGGACACCUGCUUGUCGAACAUUUCAUUCCAAAAUUAUGGGCAUUAAUAUGGAGUUGGUCCCCCCUUUGCUGCUAUAACAGUCUCCACUCUUCUGGGAAGGCUUUCCACUAGAUGUUGGAACAUUGCUGCGGGGACUUGCUUCUAUUCAGCCACAAGCACAUUAGUGAGGUCGGGCACUGAUGUUGGGCAAUUAGGCCUGGCUCACAGUCGGCAUACCAAUUCAUCCCAAAGGUGUUAGAUGGGGUUGAGGUCAGGGCUCUGUGCAGGCCAGUCAAGUUCUUCCCCACUGAUCUUGACAAACCAUUUCUGUAUGGACUUCGCUUCGUGCAUGGGGGCAUUGUCAUGCUGAAACAGGAAAGGGCCUUCCCAAAACUGUUGCCACAAAGUUGGAAGCACAGAAUCUUCUAGAAUGUCAUUGUAGGCUGUAGCAUUAAGAUUUCCCUUCACUUGAACUAAGGGGCCUAGUCCUGACCAUGAAAAACAUCCCCAGAUCAUUAUUCCUCCUCCACCAAACUUUACAGUUGGCACUAUGCAUUGGGUCAGGUAGCGUUCUCCUGGGAUCCGCCAAACCCAGAUUCGUCCGUCAGACUGCCAGAUGGUGAAGAUUGAUUCAUCACUCCAGAGUCGAAUGGCGGCAAGCUUUACACCACUCCAGCCGACGCUUGGCAUUGUGCAUGGGGAUCUUAGGCUUGUCUAUGGAUGGAAACCUAUUUCAUGAAGCUCCCGACAAACAGUUCUUGUGCUGACGUUGCUUCCAGAGGCAGUUUGGAACUCGGUAGUGAGCACUCGGUGGUCCUGUUCUGUGAGCUUGUGUGGACUACCACUUCGCGGCUGAGCCAUUGUUGCUCCUAGACGUUUCCACUUCACAAUAGCAGCACUUACAGUUGACCAGGGCAGCUCUAGCAGGGCAGAAAUUUGAAGAACUGACUUGUUGGAAAGGUGGCAUCUUAUGACAGUGCCACGUUGAAGGCCACUGAGCUCUUCAGUAAGGCCGUUCUACUGCCAAUGUUUGUCAAUGGAGAUUGCAUGGCUGUGUGCUCGAUUGUAUACACCUGACAGCAACAGGUGUGGCUGAAAUAGCCCAAUCCACUCAUUUGAAGGGGUGUCCACAUACUUUUGUAUAUAUAGUGUAUAUAUGUAUAUUUACAACAAAAAAAUGAAUAUUGAUCAAAAUAAAUCUUUAAAGUUCUUUUUAAUGUUUUGUAAAAAAUAAAUGUGAUGCAAAGUAUUUCAGGAAUUUUUCAGUCAGAGGAUCUACUUACAAGUUUAUUGAAGCUAUGGGUUGGGGGUCAAAGUCAACUAUUUUUAAAGACUACUGUCACUCGACUUGACUGGUAGCACCGUGGGUUUUACUACAAAGAUAUAGCACAAUCUUUUACAACACAGAUGAACUGUUUCAGAUUCUCUGAUGUCAUUGGAGUCAGGUGGCACAGGUUUGGUUAACUGUCUGUUUGUGUUGAACUAAAUGUGAUAUUAUUGAAGGUUUCAGUCAGUCUCCUGGCAAGUGGAUUUGAGAGUUUUAACAAAAGUUGUAAUAUGUGAUGUUAGCAACAGUAGAAUACAGUGCCUUUCGGAAAGUAUUAAGACCCCUUGACUUAUUCCACAUUUUGUUAGGUUACAGCCUUAUUCUAAAAUUGAUUAAAUCGUUUUUUUCCCUCAUCAAUCUGCAUACCAUGCCCAAUAAUGACAAAGCAAAAACAGUUUUUUAGAAAUUGUUAAUUGUUAAAGUUGUUAAUUUAUUAAAAAUAAAGAACAGAAAUAUCACAUUUACAUGAUUAUUCAGACCGUUUAGUCAGUACUUUGUUGAAGUACCUUUGGCAGCGAUUACAGCCUCGAUUCUUCUUGGGAAUGACGCUAUACCUGUAUUUGGGGAGUUUCUCCAAAUCUUCUCUGCAGAUCUUCUCAAGCCCCGUCAGGUUGGAUGGGGAGAGUUGCUGCACAGCUAUUUUCAGGUCUCUCCAAAGAUGUUCGAUCGGGUUCAAGUCCGGGCUCUGGCUGGGCCACUCAAGGACAUUCAGAGACUUGUCCCGAAGCCCCUCCUGCGUUGUCUUGGCUGUGUGCUUAGGGUUGUUGUCCUGUUCGAAGGUGAACCUUCGCCCAGUCUGAGGUCCUGAGCGCUCUGAAGCAGGUUUUCAUCAAGGAUCUCUCUGUACUUUGCUCCAUUCAUCUUUCUCUCAAUCCUGACCAGUCUCCCAGUCCCUGCCGCUGAAAAACAUCCCCACAGCAUGAAGCUGCCUCCACCGUGCUUUACCGUAGUGAUGGUGCCAGGUUUCCUCCAGAUGUGACACUUGGCAUUCAGGCCAAAGAGUUAAAUCUCGGUCUUUAGGUGCCUUUUGGCAAACUCCAAGCGGGCUGUCAUGUGUGUUUUACUAAGGAGUGGCUUCCGUCUGGCCACUCUACCAUAAAGGCCUGAUUGAUAGAGUGCUGCAGAGAUGGUUGUCCUUCUGUAAGGUUCUCCCAUCUCCACAGAGGAACUCUAAAACUCUGUCAGAGUGACCAUUGGGCUCAUGGUAACCUCCCUGACCAAGGCCCUUCUACCCCGAUUGCUCAGUUUGGCCUGGCAGCCAACUCUAGGAAGAGUCUUGGUGGUUCCAAACGUCUUCUAUUUAAGAAUGAUGAAGGCCACUGUGUUGUUGCGGACCUUCAAUGCUGCAGAAUUUUUGGGGGUAUUCUUCCCCAGAUCUGAGAUCAAUUCCUUCGAUCUCAUGGCUUGGUUUUUGCUCUAACAUGCACUGUCAACUGUGGGACCUUAAAUAGACAGGAGUGUGCCUUUCCACAUCAUGUCCAAUCAAUUAAAUUUACCACAGGUGGACUCCCAUCAAGUUGUAGAAACAUCUCAAGGAUGAUCAAUGGAAACAGGAUGCACCUGAGCUCAAUUUCGAGUCUCAUAGCAAAGGGUAUGAAUACUUAUGUAAAUAAGGUAUUUCUGGUUUUUAUUUUUGUUAAAUUUGCAAACAUUUCUAAAAACUGUUUUCACUUUGUCAUUAUGGGGUAUUGUGUGUAGAUUGCUGAGGAUUUUUAUUUAUUUAAUCCAUUUUAGAAUAAGGCUGUAACGUAACAAAAGGUGGAAAAAGGCAAGGGGUCUGAAAACUUUCCGAAGGCACUGUAUAUCUAAUGGUCAGUCGGAACUGAAAUGCCAGGCUGUAUAAAAAAGGAAAGUCAUUCAUGGCUGUUAUUUUAUGAUUGUAGUGGUUGACCAAUAAGAUGAUGCAUUAGUAAGAUAUUGGGGAAGUAUCGUGGCAGAUGAUUGGUAAGUGAUGGCUUGAAUGGGAGGGCCGUACAGCUGUCAGUCUAAUAUCUACUUAUUACAGUAAUAUUGAGAGAAACAGCUGUUUGUUUGGGAAAAACAUGUUCAGAUUAAUUGGUUGUGAGUGAAAGAUAAUAAAGGAUGAUUACAUGAACAGAAUUCUGAUCAGCCGAAAUAGCAAAAUACACUUAAUGGACAGUUUAUUAGGUAUACCCAUCUAGCCCCCAGAACAGCCUGAAUUCUUCAGAGCAUAGAAAUGUUUCUCAAUUGAUAUCAAGGGACCUAACGUGUGCCAUCAAAACAUUCCCCACACCAUCACACCACCGCCACCAGCCUGUACCGUUAACACCAGGCAGGAUGGGGCAAUGGACUCAUGCUGCUUAAGCUGAAUCCUGACUCUGCCAUCAGCAUGAUGCAACAGAAACUGUGAUUCGUCGGACAAGGCAAUGUUUUCAUUGCCUAUUUCAUCACUUAGGGCACUGGUUUUGCCCAUUCUAACAUUCAAUGGAACAGUAACUGAAUGCCUCCCUGCCUGUCUGCCUGCCUGCUUUAUACAGCAAGACACGGCCACCUGACUCACUAUCUGUAGGAGCGAAUCAUUUUCGUGAACGGGGUGAACCUAAUAAACUGGCCACUGAGUGUAUAUCAAUUUGGACCGUAUUCUCAGGAAAGGACAUACGCACGUUGAAUUAUGUCUCUGUGUGUGCAAACACAAUAUGAUCUAAACAAACACCACAUUGAAACACACAACUUACUUUAUAGUCGUAAACAUUUUGUGAAUAUAAAAUAUCCUUUAAUUAACCCUAUCAUUAUAUCUCAACAGGUUUGUAGCCAUAAAUGUCAGUUAAAUUCUGUAUCUUUAUUCUCUAACACACAGGCACUGACUCAUUGUCACAGCUCAAUCUUCUGGUCCCAAUUUACAAGUACUCUAAUGACCCACAAUGUAUUUAACUCGUCUGUAGUACUAUAGGAUGACCACAGAAAUCACUCUCAUUACCCCUAUUCUAUUAGCCACAGUGUAAUCAUCAAAUGUGUUUUCAUGUUAAUAAACGAUAACGUUAUGCGUAACCAGCUUUAAACAGUGGGCUGAACCAAGGAGAUGUUCUCUCACUGCACUGACUUCAAAACAUACUCGUCUGCUUUUUCUCAGAGACAUUACACCCCCCCCCCCCCCCCCCCCCCACACACACACACACACACACACACACACACAAGUAUUACACAAUGUAUAGGCCUAAUGUAUACACAUGUACAAAAAGACAUGCCCUAGCGUCAGUACUUUGUUAAUAGGCCACACCCUUUAGUGGGCCUGACCUCACUCAUGCCGUGGAUGAGCUCUGAACUGCAGACUGCAUGCCUUCGUCUGUAAAUACUGUUAUAUAGAGAAAAGCCAAUCGUGGUGCAGAACUUUCUUUCUUGGUGUCUUUCCCUUGUAAGCGACCCAUGUGUAGGUUACCUUCCAGCUUAGAUGCAUGCACGACAUCCAUAUUUUAGCAAGGACAGUGGGUAGUGCACAGAAUAACCUCGAGUGGCGUUGUGCAAGGUGUAGGGGGUUUUCAGUUCAGCGUUCGUUAUUCUGAAAGCCACUAGAAGCCAAUUGUACGGCUGAAAUUUUUGGGGCAUUAAAAGAAGUCAAUCAGAUGGCAAGAAAUUAAAUGAUAUAAUGAUGGUCAGAUGAAAUGCAUAAUGAAACCAGUGAUCAUGUAGAACCAUAAACCAGUUUAGCAGAUUCAUUUGAUUUAAAUCCAGCACGUUUGAUACUGCAUUUCACAACAUGGGGACUAUUGUCCAUUUGGAAUUGUGUCUCAAGUAGAAUAGGUUGCUUUUAUGUGUCUGUGACCAUAAACAUAGCUAGAUGUCUAACACCUGACCUUAUUGCUAACAGAUGUCACUGAUGAUGUUAGCAUGGACACACACAUCAUGUUAUCCAUAUCAUAACAUAACAAGUCGGCCUAUGACGAAGGCCGUGGUAUUCUGUGGACGAUAAAGUUCUAAAGCCCAAUAACACCGUAGCAUUAUCCUUUGUAUUAUCUAUUUCUCAGCCUUUCUAUAAUGUUUUCUUAGCAGGGAAACUGCCCACAAUGAAGCUCUUUUAUUUGAGCUACAGAACAUGUUUAGUUUGUUUUUAAUGUUUUUCAAUCAGUGUUUUAGGACUAAGAGUUGAAAGUACCAUGCUAGUGAUAAAGCUAUGUCAUCACAAGUUGAAAGACUGAAAUGCAAUUUAUACACUGCUGAUUUGGCCAUCAAGACUGCUCGGCACAAAUACUGUGAUUAAAAAACAACAUGCAAUCACAUGAGAUGAUGUCAUACGUACCACCCACUUUCUCUUUAAGUGAUCUGAUUUAAAAAAUGCAAAAUAGAUGAAGAUCGUCCAGGUGUAUGACACGUAUAUGCAAACCUGUAAGACAUCACAUGGUACAGAUGGAAGGAGAUGUUCUUUCAUAGAUUAUUUCGAUGUUAAAUGGGCAUGUAACGUGUUUUGCACGGAUAGCAGCGUUACCCUCCGUAGCUGUUUGUUGUUAUCAGUUCGUAGGACUUGUUUUUGUUAUUCGGUCUCUUUUAAAACAACUCUGGGAGUAAUUGAAAAAAAGAGCAAGUUUUCAGUUGUUUUACCACUGCUGGAACACAAAGCCUUAUGAACUUUGUAAAGUGAAUUUUGAAUGUUUGUAUGUUCAAAGAAAAACAUGGUUGUUUUAUAUGUUAAUACUGCCACAAUAAAGCCCCCAAAUGAAUAUAUAUUGAAA